Molecule: messenger RNA, 3566 nt
Organism: Aphanomyces invadans
Lineage: Eukaryota; Oomycota; Saprolegniomycetes; Saprolegniales; Verrucalvaceae
Exons: 1
Coding region: 28-3294 (1088 amino acids)
Biological process (GO): positive regulation of DNA-templated transcription
Source: RefSeq, a predicted model, not a curated record
CGGCAGCACUGCACGGUCUCGAAGGGAAUGCCGACACGUCACCCUCAUGAGUUAGAACGGGCGACUGCAAGGCGCGUUCCCCCGUUUGCAAGUCUAGAUCUACCGAUGUCACGACCCUUGGAACUUCGUUCUGUUAACCUCGUGCCCGAAAGGAAGAACACACGGACGAACCAACCCUGUCUUGUCGGAGGUGAUGUGUUUACUGCACAAGGCCGAGUUGCGUCUCGAACGCAUGUUCGUGAAGUCAUCCCUGCGGCCAAUUCGGCUAUCACACCAAACACACCAUGUGAUGGUGUCGCAUUGCAUGAGUAUUGUCAACCAAAUGUGGACAUUGUCGCGUCCGUUGACUCAAUGAAGCAAGUGUUUUCUAUGGCAUACAAUGCCAGCCCCCCGCCCAUUGCGGUGCAUCGUGUCGGUCAACGGCUUGUUUUGGGGACGCAUGCAUUGUCCGAAUCUCAACGAAUUUCCCGUCGAUACAAGAAAUCGGUAUCCAAGACUGUCUCGAAUACUCUUGCUCCUCUAACCAGCCCCACUUCGGUGCAAGCUCGUAACCCCUUCUUUUUCAAAGACUGGAUUGUCAACGACGAGGAUUUUGAUGAGGGCGUGGUUCAUCAGAUCGCCACGGACCCAGAAACUGGAGAGAUAUUCUUAGUUGGCGAUGACGAUCUAGUCCCACACGAUGAAGAGAGUGUCCAAGAAAGUGUCCAGCAUGGACUUCACCACCGAUUUCUUCAUGAUUCUCUCUCUCGGGUAUCAUUUCCACUGGAAUUGACCAUGACUGAGCACGUGCCGCCAUCCCUCCUACACCCAUCGUCGUACCAGCAGCUGGUGCGGUGGCAAUUCAACACCAUGGAAAUGUUACUGGGCAGCAACACUGUCAUUUUCAAGCACAAGGAGGGCGAAGAAUCAAUUAUGGAUGAAGUUGGUACCGACGCUUCGACGUCAGUCACGUUAAACUCUGCUGAUCGAUCCAAAUUGAACUCGCUUGCAUGUUUGGACACAUGGCUCGACAACGUGAUGAACAACCUCGACCAAACUGCAUUUUGCUAUCAUCAAGACGGCCACGUGCAGGGGUAUCAAAUGGUGCGCACCGAAGACUUGCCGUUUGUGCAAGAACCAGAACUGUUUGAUGCCCAUGCGGUGUUUGACAAUGCCCAGACUAUUUUGUCAUUUUUGCAAGAGCACUGCGUCGAUGAAGCACAGACUUAUUGGCUGACCAAGUCUGCGAUCAGCUCCAAGGUGCACCUGUUUCAAUUGCCCACGAAUAUGUACACUACUGCGGACCAUACAGUUGGCAUGCUGUGUUUUCAGUUGGCCAAUUCGAUUGUUGGUGCAAACAACCAAGACGUCAGACGCGCCCAGCGGCUAUAUUCCAAGUGUAUUCAGAUGGUUGACUCCAAGGCAUUUCCAGAUGUGGCAGCUCAAGCGUGCUUGGCUCUUGGCACAACCUUCAUUCGAAAGCACCUUAAGUCCGGCCUGCUCGCAUUGCGCCUUCUUGACAGCGAUGCUGACUCAGGUUUGCGGACCAACGCUAUGUUGGAUGAGCUGUCAACAGCAUUGGACGCAUGCGAGACUUUCUCGAAGCAAGACGGCAAGCCGAAAAUUGCGUCGUUGUUUGAAAUUGCCCAACGCUACAUACCAACUAAGCCGGAAUCGAAGCAUGCAAAAUGGAUCGAUGGAUCGAGCGUGGAUGAUACUCCGCCGCCACUAUUAGACGACGAAGCUCAAGAGAAAGAGGAUUUUGAGCAGGCCCUCGCCAUCUUUGCACAAGGGCUCAAUUGGGUACGCGAAGACACACCGACAGAUUCGAAUUUACUCGAUGGCUUGCUGGCGUGCUACUACGUGCUGUCCCAUUUUGCCACUCACGAAGGCAAACUCGGAACAGCAUUCAGCUACGCCCACAAGCUACUAAAAUUGCUGCCAUCGUACCAGUAUCCCCAAGUAAACCUUCUCGUGGCCAAACUGCACCUCCGACUUACAUCGGUGCAACAAAUGGGCAUCUAUCGAGAUCAAUUUGCUACAACUGAGCGAACCCGCCUGAAACCGAGAACUUCGACAAAAGUACAAGUGCCAGCGUGGGUGCAAAUGUCAGCAGCUUUUGCGGCCACUUGGACGUUGGUGGACAAGGAACAGCAUUUGAACAUUGCUGUUGCGAGCGCUAUGCAUGUUGGCACGUCUACGGCUGCCAAUCAUAUGCUGUCACUCCUGAGUGUCGGAAGAGAUCGUCUCAACAACUCAUUUCGGGCAACCCUUCGCGACGCAUACGUGUCUCAGACUCGCCAUUUUGUCGUCUCUGGCAGGCAUACGAAAGGCGCCCGCCACGCCGAGCAAGGACUCGUAUUGUUCGCUUCAAUUGGCGAUGAUGCGGCGGCUAUCGAGAUGCGAGUAUUACUUGGGGAGAUUGCGUUGCGGCACGCCCAUCACUCAAUUGGAUACCACAAAGCCAUCGGUGCCUUCACGAAAGCCUUGUUGGACUUGAAGACUUCCCGCACCGACAUGGACAACGUGUGGAGACAAGCGCUGCAAGUGCACAUCCUCCUACUUCUCCGGCUGGCGCAUGCGCAACACGCCUUGUAUUUGCAGGAACAUUUAUCGCGCGAGUCGUUGUACAGUGUGGAUGAUGCCAGUGCUUGGACCGCUGCUCAAAGUGCAGUGCGUGUCGAGUUGAAGAAGUGCCUCUCGUACAGCCAAGACGCGUUGGCACUCACUCCCGCAUCAGCCAAAACGAAGUGGCGAGUUGCAGACUCACACUACUUAUUGUCGAGCCUGUACUCUUCGCACUUGGGAUUGCAGAAUUCGUACAAUGCGUCGGUGGAUGUUGAUCUGAUGAGGACGUGCGAGGAGCAUUAUGAAGCAGCCCUUGCCGCCAUGCCACUUACAUUUGAUUCGUGCAUGCACCACAUGUUGCUUCGGUUGGACAUGGUCAAGUUCCUCCUGUCCACUGGCGUCAAGAUCGAGGCGCAUUUCCGUGAUGGGCCACCGCCGGAGUCAGCGGCGUGGCGUGCCUUGAUAUGUCUUUUGCAAUGCUCCACUCUGUACAACCUUCCCAUGGGAAAUGCCACUGAAGACGUUCGCCAACGAGUUUUGAUGCUUCUCCGAGGAAUGUUCCCCUUGAUUGAACAGCAAGUCCAUGGGUGUAUGAAGGCUCUGAUCAAGAUGAGGCAUCCCCGCACAGACUCUAUCAAAGAAAGCUACCUGAUCUGGAUCAAGAAUGCGUCGUCGUCAUCCCCUAUGGACCUGUUGGCACGGACCCUCGACGCACUUGUCCAAUCCACUGAUGAAAUGCGGCCUUGAUGUGCCCGCCACCGUUCAAGGAUCCAUGUGAUGAAGGUCUACUUUCGGGAAUGUCCCAGAGAGGAUGACGCUGAAGGUGGUUAUGAAGCGCCUUGGUAUUCCAGUAGAGGUGGCAGAAACGCUCCAUUCGAUGGAUGAAGCGCAAUGUGCUCUAUUCGUGAACCUUUUUGUUCGCUCGCACCAAUUCUUUUCAAUAUAGAGUGAAAGUAGUGGGAACAAGCGACUGCUUACGAGUCGAGCUUGGGCUUACGACGGCUUGAUUGUCGCGUUAG